GUGAUGUUUCUUUGUCUUGCUGUGACAAGGUACUCACCACAUCCUGGUUCUGUCAUCACAACACGCCACAUUCACAGAGUUGAACCUAUUUCCUGUACAUCUCUCUGACACACACACACACACACCUUUUCUCUACAUACUCUCUCACACACACAUUCUCUCUCUACACACACUUUCUCCAUCUCACUCUCUCUACGUACACACUUCCUGUCUGCUAAAUAACAGUGUCAAGAAUAUCAUCUAUCAUGGUGGGCUACUGUCCCAUCUGUGGGAAACCCGUCUACUUUGGUGAGAAGAAGAGGUCAUUGGGGCGGGACUACCACCCUCUGUGUCUGAAGUGUCAACAGUGUCAGAGACAGUUGACCCCAGGACAACAUGCUGAGCAUGAUGAGAAACCCUACUGCACGAACUGUUACAUGAAGACGUUUGGUCCCAGAGCAGGUAACAGGAGACUGAUGUCAAACUGUCACAGCUCAGCCUCCUCCUCUUCCCAGGAACCAGUCUAACUGACCACAACGUUGUGUUCAAUGGAGACGACGGUUGUUCUUCAAUAAAACAGAAGCUUCUACAGUCGUCUGGUUGAAGUGUGUUAAAUACAGAGUCCCUUUAGGCACCAACACACAUCCUACACUACACAUGUACUGGAGUACACAGGCACACAUCCUACACUACACAUGUACUGGAGUACACAGACACACAUCCUACACUACACAUGUACUGGAGUACACAGACACACAUCCUACACUACACAUGUACUGGAGUGGACACUACCU
This is a messenger RNA of Salvelinus fontinalis (brook trout), 773 nucleotides long. Its product is annotated as cysteine-rich protein 1-like. The record is from RefSeq and is a predicted model, not a curated record. The transcript is spliced from 4 exons. The coding region runs from base 246 to 506 and encodes 86 amino acids. NCBI's taxonomy places the organism in Eukaryota, Metazoa, Chordata, Actinopteri, Salmoniformes, Salmonidae. Gene Ontology annotation, molecular function: zinc ion binding. Gene Ontology annotation, biological process: intrinsic apoptotic signaling pathway in response to DNA damage; regulation of gene expression.